Megalobrama amblycephala (Wuchang bream) is the source of this 1732-nucleotide messenger RNA. Its product is annotated as olfactory receptor 1-like. Gene Ontology annotation, molecular function: G protein-coupled receptor activity; olfactory receptor activity. The transcript has a single exon. Gene Ontology annotation, cellular component: membrane. The record is from RefSeq and is a predicted model, not a curated record. NCBI's taxonomy places the organism in Eukaryota, Metazoa, Chordata, Actinopteri, Cypriniformes, Xenocyprididae. The coding region runs from base 281 to 1234 and encodes 317 amino acids. Gene Ontology annotation, biological process: G protein-coupled receptor signaling pathway.
AAUGAGGACGAGCAUUUAUAAUGUACUCAUUUAAUUCAAAGCAGCUCACAAGCGUUCAGACGCUGUCAUUGUUUGCUCUGGCUCUAAAACUUUUAGAUUAGCUUUAGACAAGUCUGUGAUUCAAAUAUUAUGCAGAAAGUUUACAUAAAGAUAUAUUUUCAACAUUUGAAAAUAGAUAUUAAAAGUGUGAGAUGACAGUUUAGUAAAGUCCAUAUUUUGGUUAUUUCUUCAUUGUAAUUUAUAUUUUCAGCCUGUGCAAAACAACAAACUCUAAACUGCCAUGAGUUUUUCCCAGAAUAUCUCGAUUGUUCAUCCAGAACACUUUUUCAUCACUGGGCUUACAGGUACACCAUACAGCACUUAUUACUAUAUAUUCUUAUUUAUCAUAUAUUUUAUUUCUAUAAUUGGGAACUCGAUAGUCAUUCUUGUUAUAGCUCUUCACAGGAGCCUGCACAGUCCAAUGUACAUUGGUGUGUUUAACUUGGCCUUGGCAGAUAUUGGUGAAAGUAAUGCACUGAUCCCUAACAUGAUGAAGAUUUUUUUUUCGGACUCACAGUACAUCUCAUAUAAUGAUUGUUUGGCAAACAUGUUUUUUGUGAACUUCUUUAUUACUGUGCAGACUUACACUCUUGUUGUUCUGGCAUUUGAUCGUUUCAUUGCAAUCUGUUUGCCACUAAGAUAUAAUGCUAUAGUGAAUAAUAAGUUCAUGGCUAUAUUGUUUUCAGUAAUAUGGGCAUUUAACACCUUUCUUGUAACACUGUCAACAUCUUUGAUGACCAGACUUUCAUUCUGUAAAUCCAACGUGAUAGAGAGUUGGUAUUGUGACUAUGGAAGAUUGGUGAGGAUGCCAUGCAAUGACAGUAGCAUUAAUAAUGUUAUAGCAAUCCUCAUUCAAGCUUUUUUCCUUGUAGCACCACCAUUCAUUAUAGUCCUGUCAUAUCUGGGCAUUUUUAUUGCUUUAUGUAAAAUUGCAUCUUGGGAAGGACGUUUUAAAGCACUGAAGACCUGUGUUUCUCACCUUUUGGUAGUUGGAUCAUUCUUUCUUCCCAUAAUAUGCAAUAUGAUUGCUGCACCUUCUGUCAAUGCCAGGAUCAUCAGCGGAUCUCUUUCAAUUGCUCUUCCACCAAUGCUAAAUCCCAUAAUUUAUGUUUUAAACACAGCUAAAAUCAAAGACUUAAUCCGGAAAGUGCUUAACAGCAGAUCUGCACCAAUUAGAGGGAAUGUUUCAAAAUGAUUGUAAUCAUUGUCUAUGUGUUCUUCAAUCAUUGUGAAUUAAAUUACCUAAAAUUACAUUUAUAUGUAUUUCAUAAAUAUUUUUAGAUCCAUUAAGUGGAAAAUAAAAGUGUACAAGCAGAAAAUAAACAUGUAGAGUGGACACAUUAGACUUGUGUGUUGGUUAACAGCAGUGAAAUGUUGUUUAUUUAUGAAUUAAUCCAUCUGAUUUCAAGUGUAUGUAGUGUACUGUGUUUGUUCUUAGUUACUGACCCCAAGACAAAACAAAAUGAAAAGACAAAAUAUUUAAGCAAGCAAUUUGAAUUAUUUUAUUGUUAAAAUUUCUAACAGGAAUACCAAAGAGCAGGUUUGGUAAAGAUAAUGUUUUAACCCAUUUGUGCCCAAAUUUUUCUGAAUGGUUUCAUGCAUAUAGUCCUGUUAAUAGUGUCCUAUGUGAACAUGUUCUGCAUUUAUUUUCCCCACGUUUUUUUUUUUUUUUUUCUUAAAAAACAUGUUUGAA